UUCCAACCUACUGCUUUUACACAGACAAGACGAAGAGGAGUAACUCUGAACUAUUGGAAUUACACGAACUUAACUAUUUUCUUUUUGAAGAUAAUUUAUUAUUUGAUGAAAAUGUCGGCUCACACUGUUUUUCUUACUUUAUUUUGUGCACAGAUGUGCACAAUGGUAUGGUCCCAGAUGUGCCCACGUACAUGCCAGUGCCCCAAAGAGCCUCCCAUGUGUGCCCGCGGGGUGCAGCUGAUUUUGGACGACUGUGCGUGCUGCCUUGUGUGUGCGCGGCAAGAAGGACAGCCCUGUUCCGACCUCCACCCCUGCGAUACACACAGAGGGCUGACCUGUGACUACACUAUGGACAAAAAGACUGGCAUAUGCACCUCUCACGGUGGACAGGUCUGCGUUCUAGAUGGGGUGGUGUAUCAGAAUGGUCAGAUCUUCUUCCCCACUUGUAAAUACCAGUGCAUUUGCCGUGACGGUCAGAUUGGCUGUGUGCCCCAGUGUAAUGUGGACGUGAUGCUGCCUGGACCGGACUGCCCCAUGCCCAGGCGGGUGCAUGUCCCAGGAGAGUGCUGCGAGAAGUGGGUGUGUGAGGCCCCCUCUGAGGCCAGUGCUCUGGGAGGCUUUGCCAUGGCUGCUUAUCGUCAGGAGGAAACUGUAAGCUUUGACGGGUGGGACCCAAGCCUGAACUGCAUUGAGCAGACCACUGAGUGGGGGGCCUGCUCUCAAACCUGUGGGAUGGGACUGUCCACCCGAGUGACCAACAAGAACAGCCGGUGCGAGAUGGUGAGGCAGAGCCGCUUGUGCAUGGUCAGGCCAUGUGGGGAUCAGCAGACUCAGGGGGCAGUGGCACCACUCAUGCCAAAGAGAGGCAGUAAGUGUCAGAGGAUGGUGCGUAGUGAGACUUCCAUCUAUCUCUCCUAUAAGAACUGCACCAGCGUCCAGGCCUACAAGCCCCGCUACUGUGGCACCUGCACUGACGGACGCUGUUGCACCCCCCACCGGACCAAGACGGCCCUCCUGGACUUUCAGUGUGCCAAUGGUAAAACCAGCAGGAGGCCAGUCAUGCUCAUCCUCACCUGCGUGUGCCACAACCACUGCCCCAGAGACAAUGCAGAGUGGAACACACUCGUCUUAUAGUUUAGAACAUAUAUGACAUGUUAGUAAUGUGCUUGUUUUACAGGCUUGUAGAGACUUAAAAGAUGAUUUUCACAUGAAAAUCCUUAGUCCUCUGUUAAAUUUCACAGCACUUAAAUAAUGAACAGAUUUUUUUCAAAAACAUUUGACAAAGAAUCUUGUGGUCUUUGCUGACUGAGCAGUGGUUAAUCAUUCUGGCUUUGAAAUAAUUACCCUGAAAAGACCAGUGGAAGAUGACUGUAGCUGCCCUGAGCUAAAGAAUCCUGUUGGAAAAUUUCCAACUAUGAGAGACAUUUUUGACAUAACUUAACUGUGUUCUCUGACCUGGUCUGAAGCAAGGCUUAGAUCAUGAAAGUGUUCUUUGUCGUAUCGUGGACAUGGUGUAAUUUCUAACAUGUGUAUGUAACUGUAUUCUCUGUGUCAAACGUGUCAUAUCAGUGUGUUAAUUACAUAUUUGAGAAUGCAAAGUACUUUAGACAUGCUUUUAACUAAUGUUGGAGAAGUGACCAAACAGUGACAAAGAUUUUGUAAAUACUUGCUGUAUAGUUCAAGUGUGCAUUAAAAUGCACAGUUUAUUAUUGAAAUGUAAGAGCAGUGAUGUAAAUAUUCUAAAA
Periophthalmus magnuspinnatus is the source of this 1745-nucleotide messenger RNA. Its product is annotated as CCN family member 3-like. The record is from RefSeq and is a predicted model, not a curated record. The transcript is spliced from 5 exons. Gene Ontology annotation, molecular function: heparin binding; integrin binding. Lineage: Eukaryota; Metazoa; Chordata; Actinopteri; Gobiiformes; Gobiidae. Gene Ontology annotation, cellular component: extracellular matrix; extracellular region. Bases 106 to 1134 code for a protein of 342 amino acids. Gene Ontology annotation, biological process: cell adhesion; signal transduction.